AUGAUUGAUUUAUUAGACCACAUUAUUGAUUUGUAUAAACAAGAUUGGGAAAAUCUUAAAUUGCAACAUGCUGAAGUGAAGGUGAUGACAUCUGAUAAAAUCCAAAGUGUCAAGUCAAAGAUUGAUGCAAUUAGAAAUCCAGAAACUGUUGUUAUUGAUAUAUUAAAUCUUUACAAUGAAAGACCUCAACCGUUAUACAUGAGAUUAUUGAAAUCUCCAAGCUUGUUGAAACUAAAAUUUAAUAAACAUUUGGCAAAAACUGCAUCAAAACCUUUACAAAAGACUUAUGAUUCUACAAUUGAUGAUGAUGAAGCUAGUGAUACGGAGAGCUAUUUACAAUAUGUUACUGUGAAGGACCAGUUGGAUGACGUUUGCAAUGAGUUGAGCAAGUUUAGAGACUCAUCUUCCUCGAAUUAUGAGAACUACCAAGGGCUAGUUGGUGAGAAUCCGUACAAAGAAGAAGAAUACACUUAUAUAUGA
Molecule: messenger RNA, 480 nt
Organism: Hansenula anomala
Lineage: Eukaryota; Fungi; Ascomycota; Saccharomycetes; Phaffomycetales; Wickerhamomycetaceae
Exons: 1
Coding region: 1-480 (159 amino acids)
Source: RefSeq, a predicted model, not a curated record